Diceros bicornis minor is the source of this 820-nucleotide messenger RNA. Its product is annotated as ribosome biogenesis protein NSA2 homolog. Gene Ontology annotation, biological process: maturation of LSU-rRNA; maturation of 5.8S rRNA. The record is from RefSeq and is a predicted model, not a curated record. Gene Ontology annotation, cellular component: nucleolus; preribosome, large subunit precursor. NCBI's taxonomy places the organism in Eukaryota, Metazoa, Chordata, Mammalia, Perissodactyla, Rhinocerotidae. The transcript has a single exon.
AUGCCACAAAAUGAAUUUACUGAGUUACACUGUGAGUGCUAUGGAUACCAUUUGGAUUACCAAGAGUAAAAGAGAAAGAAGGAAGGUUGAGAAGCUCAUGAACGUUCAAAGAAGGCAAAAAAGAUGAUGAGUCUGAAAGCUGAGCUCUACCAUGAGCAGCGCCAUGCUGAGAAAAUCCAAAUGAAAAAGACUAUCAAGAUGCAUGAAGAGAGAAACACCAAACAAAAGAAUGAUGAAAAAACUCCACAAGGAGCAGCAGUCCCUGCAUAUCUACUGGACAGGGAGGGACAGUCCCGAGCUGAAGUACUUUCCAAUAUGAUUAAACAAAAACGAAAAGAGAAAGCUGGGAAAUGGCAAGUCCCUCUGCCCAAAGUUCCUGCUGAGGGAGACACAGAAGUAUUAAAAGUUAUUCGAACAGGAAAGACACAGAAGAAAGUGUGGAAGAGGAUAGUUACUAAAGUCUGCUUUGUGGGAGAUGACUUUACUCGAAAACCACUUAAAUAUGAAAGAUUCAUUAGGCCAAUGGGCUUAUGUUUCCAGAAGGCCCAUGUAACGCAUCCUGAACUGAAAGCCACCUUUUGCCUGCCAAUACUUGGUGUAAAGAAGAAUCCCUCAUCCCUACUAUAUAUAACUUUGGGUGUUAUUACCAAAGGUAUUGUCAUUGAGGUGAAUGGGAGCGAGUUGGGCCUCUUGACACAGGAGGCAAGGUUAUUUGGGAAAAUAUGCCGGGUUAUCAACAAUCCUGAAAAUGAUGGAUGCAUAAAUGCAGUCUUACUGGUUUGACAGCAGUUUCCUACAAGUAACUCCUUAUAAUUAUUGA